AUGUGGCCUGCGCUUGUCCUCGGCCUCUGCCUGCUGGCCUUGGGGCUGCUGGGCGCCCGGCUCUUCGGCCGGCCGGGGAACCCCUUUGCCGGGGGCCCCCUGCAGCCCCCCAGGCCGCUGGUCACGGAUCAGAAGGUCAGGGACAAGGUCCUGAAGCAGGGUUUCGCCCUGGAGAAGGUGCCGCCCGACCUGGACGCCAUCGUGAUCGGCAGCGGGAUCGGAGGCCUGGCCGCGGCGGCUGCCUUGGCAAAGGCCGGCAAGCGGGUCCUGGUGCUGGAGCAGCACGACCAGGCGGGGGGCUGCUGCCACACCUUCCAGGAGAAAGGCUUUGAGUUUGACGUGGGCAUCCACUACGUGGGUCAGAUGCACCCGAUGGGCAUGCUGCGGGUGGCUUUGGACCAGCUCACGGACGGGCAGCUGGAGUGGGUGCGGCUGGAGGACCCCUAUGACUGCGUGACGGUAGGGGACCGGGACUACCACUUGCGCUCGGGGAAAAGGACCUUUGCGGAGGAGCUGGAGAAGCAGUUCCCGGCGGAGAAGGCGGCCAUCCGGGAGUUCAUGAGGCUGUCCAAGGUGGCGGCGACACGGGUGCCCCUCAUCGCCAUGCUCAAGAUGAUCCCCCUCUGUCUGGCCACGCUGCUGAUCCGCACGGGCCUCGUUCACUGGGUCUCCCCCGUCUUCAAGAUGGCGGACACCAGCCACAGCCAGGUCGUGGAGCGGCUGACUGCCAACAAGGACCUGCAGGUGGUCCUCAGCUACUUCUUCUACGGCGUUCCCCCCCGGGACUCCAGCUUCCUCAUCAACGCCCUCAUGGUGCACCACUACAAGCGCGGCGCCUGGUAUCCACGUGGGGGUGCCAGCGAGAUCGCCUUCCACGCCAUCCCGGUGAUCCAGCGGGCUGGAGGUGCUGUGCUGGUGAGAGCCCGCGUGGGGAGGAUCCUGAUGUCCGAGGGCGGCGCGGCUGUGGGAGUGACGGUGCAGAAGCGGGGCCAGGAGGAGAAGGUUUAUGCCCCCGUAGUGAUCUCGGACGCUGGGAUAUUCAACACCUUUGGGACGCUGCUGCCCCCCGAGAUCAGGAGCAAAGCAGGGAUCCAGUCUGUGCUCGGCAUGGUACAGCAUGGCAUGGGCUCCUUCCUGGUCUUCGUGGGCCUCCAGGGGACCGCCGAGGAGCUGGGCAUCAAAUCCACCAACUACUGGAUCUACCUGCACAACGAUCUGGACGAGAUGAUGACCCGCUACGCUGCCCUCAGCAGGGAGGAGGUCAGUGAGAACGUGCCCAUGAUGUUCAUCACCUUCCCAUCAGCCAAGGACCCCACGUACCAGCAGAGGCACCCAGGCCGGUCCUGCAUGACCAUCCUGACCAUGGCUCGCUACGAGUGGUUCGAAGAGUGGUCAGGGGCCGGUGUGAAGAACAGAGGGGAAGACUACCACGCCUACAAGAUGGAGAUCGCCCAGCAGCUGCUGGACAUGGCCUUGGAGAGGUUCCCUCAGCUCCGUGGCAAGGUGGAGUUCUUGGAGGCGGCCUCCCCUCUCACCAACCAGCACUACCUGGGGGCGCCUCGCGGGGAGAUGUACGGGGCCGAGCACCACGUGACUCGCUUCGCGCCGGCCGUCGUGGCCACCAUGCGGGCGGAGACGCCCGUCCGGAACCUCUACCUCACGGGGCAGGACGUCUUCAGCUGCGGCCUGGCCGGGGCCUUGCACGGCGGCCUCAUCUGCGCCUCCGCCGUCCUCAACCGCAUCCUCUACGUGGACCUGCUGCUCCUGAAGAAGAGACUCAAGAGAGAGCACGGCAAGAAAGCAGCCUAG
This is a messenger RNA of Emys orbicularis (European pond turtle), 1809 nucleotides long. RefSeq names its product all-trans-retinol 13,14-reductase-like. The transcript has 11 exons. The record is from RefSeq and is a predicted model, not a curated record. Bases 1 to 1809 code for a protein of 602 amino acids. NCBI's taxonomy places the organism in Eukaryota, Metazoa, Chordata, Testudines, Emydidae.